Molecule: messenger RNA, 3347 nt
Organism: Scleropages formosus (Asian bonytongue)
Lineage: Eukaryota; Metazoa; Chordata; Actinopteri; Osteoglossiformes; Osteoglossidae
Product: guanine nucleotide-binding protein G(I)/G(S)/G(T) subunit beta-1-like
Exons: 11
Coding region: 428-1450 (340 amino acids)
Biological process (GO): signal transduction
Molecular function (GO): protein binding
Source: RefSeq, a predicted model, not a curated record
UGCGGCGUGGGGUUUCCCGGAGCCGAGCGCAGGGUUACCGCGCCCAUCGCUCUUCCUUCAUGGCCGCUGGAAGACGCUGAGGUGUGGGAGACGCGCGAGAGAGUGUGGCGAGGGUGCGAGAGAAAGACAGCAAGCUUAGGGAAGCGGCGACGGGCUGGAGACAGCGCAGAGCGAAGGAAAACGCCGGCAGAGGCGCUACAUUGGAGAGAUCGGCGGGCUGUCUCUCUGCAGCAGUGCGCGGUCCCGCUCCGGGGAGUGCCGCCCCUCUCGAAUUGAAGAGCGCUGAUCGCCGGUGGAUGAGCAGCACAGCGGAGGGUCUGUCUUCGGUACCACCGGUCAAUGCAUUGACACAACGGACACCCUCAACUGAAACGGAUCAGCCAGUGUUGUGCCGGCCAGAGUGAAGCCUACCAUUUAGCAAAGGAAGAUGAGUGAACUCGAUCAGCUGCGCCAGGAGGCCGAGCAGCUCAAGAACCAGAUCAGAGAUGCCAGGAAGGCCUGUGCAGAUGCUACUUUAUCUCAGAUCACGGCAAACAUAGAUCCUGUUGGCCGAAUCCAGAUGCGCACUCGACGAACACUGAGAGGCCAUCUGGCUAAGAUCUAUGCCAUGCACUGGGGUACCGACUCUAGGCUCCUUGUCAGUGCCUCCCAGGAUGGAAAGCUAAUCAUCUGGGACAGUUACACCACUAACAAGGUGCACGCCAUCCCCCUGCGCUCUUCCUGGGUUAUGACCUGUGCCUACGCACCCUCUGGGAACUACGUUGCCUGCGGAGGUCUGGACAACAUCUGCUCCAUCUACAAUCUGAAGACCCGCGAGGGCAACGUACGAGUGAGCCGCGAGCUGGCCGGGCACACAGGUUACCUGUCUUGUUGUCGUUUCCUGGACGACAACCAGAUUGUGACGAGCUCUGGCGACACCACCUGUGCUCUCUGGGACAUUGAAACCGGCCAGCAGACAACCACGUUCGCGGGCCAUACCGGUGAUGUCAUGAGCCUGUCCCUGGCACCCGAUACUAGGCUAUUUGUCUCAGGUGCCUGCGACGCCUCUGCCAAACUGUGGGAUAUCAGAGAAGGCAUGUGUCGACAGACCUUCACUGGCCACGAGUCUGACAUCAAUGCCAUCUGCUUCUUCCCCAAUGGCAAUGCUUUUGCCACGGGCUCAGAUGACGCUACCUGCAGGCUGUUUGACCUGCGGGCUGACCAGGAGCUGAUGGUAUACUCCCAUGACAACAUCAUUUGCGGAAUCACCUCUGUGGCGUUCUCCAAAAGUGGCCGCCUGCUUUUGGCUGGAUACGAUGAUUUCAACUGCAACGUUUGGGACACCCUCAAGGCAGACCGUGCAGGUGUUCUGGCUGGCCACGACAACCGUGUGAGCUGCCUGGGCGUAACGGACGAUGGCAUGGCUGUCGCCACAGGCUCCUGGGACAGCUUCCUUAAGAUAUGGAACUGAAGUCUGGAGAUGAUAUUUGGAUUCAAGUUGACUGGAAGAUCAUUCCAACAUUAAAAUGUUAAAAUUCAUUGCAUAUCCAAUCUUCUCAAACGCCACAAAAGGACUAACUCCUACACCCCAACCUGCGAAGGGAAAGGCCUUUCUCUUCCUCCAAAAGAAGAGCACAAUCGUCUGUCGUCCAGCUAACAGCAGCGGAGACUUCCUGUGGUAUAAAAUGAAAAAUCAAGCGAAAUUGUGCAUUUAUUUUCUGGGACCAUUUUAUGUUUUUACCUUGAAAUAGAAAACAAAAACACUAUCAUCCCACACAAGUGUCAUGUAUCUUGAAAAAAAUGUUGGAGUGUAAUUGUACAAAAAUUGUUAGGUUUUUUUUUGUCUUUUUCUUUUCUCUUAAUCCAAGGAUUAUAUCAGUGAACUCUGGUUUAUGUUAUAAGGAGAAUGAAAAUCUUUGUUUUAUCUCAGUCUUUUAAGUAUUUUAGAAUUGAGUUUGUAGAUAAGUUUAAAAUUAUCCAGCUUUAUCACAUGAGAAAAACAAUUUACUGCAAUCUAAAAGCGAGAGCUUUAUUAGAAAGUCCACAGUCAGCUUUCAGAGGAUACCAGUUCUGUAGGUUUAGUGUCAGGUGGUUUUAAAUUCUUUCCUUAUUUCUGUCUUGCCACACAAAGAAACUGUGUAUACUGAAUAAUGUUGAAGUGUCAGUUAACCAAGCACACGCUGAUCAAGGUAAUGAAUGCUUGUUUUUUAAAAAGUUAACAGUUCCUCAUAUUGUUAUUGGGUAGUGUAGAAUAAUUAAGAUUAACCCCCACCAGUCUGCAUUUUCUUGUAUUUGUUGGACCUGGGCUCAGUGUGAGGGAGCACUUAGAGGGAUGUGGGACUUGUACCUAGCGUCACCACUCUGGAACAUCCUGUUCUAGUGGAGGGAGUUCUUCCAUUCUUCGAAACACAGCUUGAACACUUAAUGUUGAAAUCAAUGACUGAAUAUCCUGCUGUGUUAAAAAUGAACUUGUAUUGUAUGGGUGAACCCAAAAUAAUUGCAUUCUGUGGAGUUGCUUCGUAAGGCACAUAUUGAGAGGAGCAUUUCUGUGGACUGUGACGGCUGCAUUGCAGCCCUGCCAUCGUAUUCUCUGCUGCGUACGCACCCUCCAGGGGCGCAGGCCAGCCAGGGCACCCCACGGACUGCCAGUUAGACAUCUGCUCCAAUCUCGGUGGUGGAAGCGCUCGCCUGUUAUGUCCACACCCGUCACGAGUUAUGGUGACACGAUACUAAGGCCGUUUCUUUUUCUUUUUUUUUUUGUUUUUUUUGUUAAUACUCUCCCUUGCACCAGCCCAUGUAUUCUGACCUUGCACCAGUCCAUACGCUCACACUCAGUCUCGUGUGCAUACAGCCACACUCGCACGCACACCCGAACACCGUCUCACACGCAUGCGCACAAAUAAAGCGCGAAAAAAUGUUCUGUAGCAAACUGUUUCCAGUACUGAAAAGUAUACUGCUAGAACAAUUUUGUAACACAGGUUUUUCUGGCGUUGUUUACUACAGAAUGCAUAAAUACAAACCUGACUCCCAUUUGAAGGGCGGAACUUUCUGUUCUUGUCUCGCCAUAAACGCACUCUUUAGCAGUAGCUGCAUCUCAUCUAUUCUGUUUCCUCUGCAACACUGUACAAAAAAGAUGUGACGUAAUUGUGCGUUAGGCCUGGCGUGUUUAAGAAAAAAAAAAAAAUUGAAUGAGACAAAUUUUUUCUUUCCAUGAGGUUACUUUAGAGCUGCACCACACUGUACCCUCUUCACCAUUUUGUAUUUAAUUUUAAAGUCUUUCAGUGUACUGCAGAAAGCUGGAUGCAAGAUAGAAACUAUAUUAAAAUGUACUGUUAUUUAAGAUGUAAUAAAACGCAGUUUGAGAUGUU